Molecule: messenger RNA, 3699 nt
Organism: Parastagonospora nodorum SN15
Lineage: Eukaryota; Fungi; Ascomycota; Dothideomycetes; Pleosporales; Phaeosphaeriaceae
Exons: 4
Coding region: 1-3699 (1232 amino acids)
Biological process (GO): sister chromatid cohesion
Cellular component (GO): chromatin; cohesin complex; nucleus
Molecular function (GO): chromatin binding
Source: RefSeq, a predicted model, not a curated record
AUGUUGGGUUUCAAACGACAACUGACCUCCUUCUUCGCAAGUUUCAUGAACCCUUUGGAUAUGAAGACUGUCGGCGACAAAUCGUUCACGAUGGCUUGUGGAGAGCUCGAUGUCGGCAGUUGGCACGUGCUACGCUACCCCAAGUACGCGACGUGCUCCAUCCUCAACGCGUCGGUCGCCCCUCCCAAAACAUAUCAAUCGCAAUUGUCGCGCCACGUCCCGCGCUGUCAACCCCACAACCAAGGCAGCAUCUUAUUGAGCACGUACAUCAUGAGUGCGGCGGUCUCGGCCUCCGAGGUCAGCGAAGUCGCGUCUUCUGCGAAUCGUCGUCGCAGUGGCAGAGUCACCCGGAAACCAGAGAAGCUUGCGGCCGCCUCGAGUCCGACCAGCAGCACCAAGCGCAAGCGCCGCGACAAUGACGACAGUGGUGUUGACGCCGACGAGGCCUCAUCUGAAGAGCAGAGUGAAAGCAGCGAAGGCGAGCCAGAUGAGGAAGAGUUGAGAGAGCGCCAGCGCAAGAGGAAGGGCAAAUCCGCCACAAAGCGACCCGCGCCGAAGAAGCCCAAGACAAAUGGCGCCCCAAUAAGUCUGGCGAUGCGGCCUGCCGCUGGCGCGUCCAGGAAGUUCACCAAGCGACCGCGCAAAGCCGCCAUUCGCAAAAGCGCAGUUUCGGACGAGGAGCCUGAAGGCCUAUAUGCCGAUGUUUUUGCUAGCGGCGACCGACUCGAGGACGUUGCGGCUCGCUGGGUCGCGCGGUUCAACGAGCACGAAGCAAGAGCCGUGGCCGAGAUACACGAAUUGACAGAGUAUCCUCUCAUCGCGAAGGCCAAAGAUGGCGGUGGUCAAGCCUUCCGAAACGCGUUGCACGGUUUCUUCGACACCCUGGUCCGGACUGUUGCGCAGUCAGGGCUCCUUUACGAGAACCAGGAGCUUCUGGAGAACAUAUCGGUCUGGCUUGGCGCCAUGUCCUCUACAAGUAAUCGGCCAUUCCGCCACACUAGCACUGUCGCAUCUCUCGCCAUCACUACGGCUCUGGCAGCAGUCGCAGGCGAUCUAGUGGAGAGCGCAGCGAAACGACAACGCCAAAGCGAGGCGGAAUCCAAGAAGUCGCGAGUCAACAAAGCACGUGUGUCUGCAGUUGAUAAAGAGGUCGACGAAUAUACACAGAAGCUCCAGAUCGUGGACAGUGCUCUGGGAGACUGGUUCAGCGUGGUCUAUGUUCACCGUUACCGAGACGUAGAUCCGAAAAUACGAGUCGACUGCGUUGGCGCACUAGCCAACUGGAUUAUCACGUAUCCCGAUCGAUUCUUCGAUGGCACUCAUUUGCGCUAUUUGGGCUGGGUUUUGUCUGAUUCGAACCCUCCUACCCGCAUUGAAGUACUUCAGCAACUCGCGCGACUCUUCCGGGACCAAGACAAAUUGGCAGGGCUGAAAACCUUUACUGAGCGGUUCCGACCCCGUAUUGUAGAAAUCGCAACACGCGAUGCUGAGAACAACGUUCGUGCAACAGCAGUCGAGCUUCUUGACACGUUACGCGAAGCUGGCUUCUUGGAACCAGAUGAUAUCGACUCAGUUGGCAAGUUGAUCUUCGACAACGAUGCAAAAGUACGGAAGUCCGUGGUUGGUUUCUUUGCAGAGAACGUCAACUCAGCAUACGAGGCUAUAGUGGAGGAUAUGGGGGGCGAGGAUGCUUUGAAUGAAGCAUUAGCACCCUCAGAUGAAGACAACGAAGAGUACCACAAUCCGCGACUGGAGUGGCUCAAGCUGAAAUGCUUGGUCGAACAGCUAUUAGCAUAUGAUGAAGACGGCGCAGAACUACCAUCUCAAAUGGUCCAAAUCGUGCCCUCGGGAGCGGAGAUGGGCCUCAUAGCAGCUGGCAUAGAGUCCCGCUUCUCUUUGGCAGCAAAGGCAUUGUAUGACGCUAUGCCCGAAAUCCAGUCAUGGGAAGUCCUGGCUGGGUACCUUUUGUACGAUCACUCACAGCCUACAUCUAACGGCGCUGGUGACGACGCCGAGGCCUUACUACGACAAAACUCCAAGCUGGACGAAAAGCACGAAACUGUUCUUCUUGACAUCCUGAACGCGGUUGUCCAGUCACGAUUACAGCGCCUAGCAGAGACUCAGAAAGACAAGAAGAAGACAAAGGCCCAACGCGCAGGUGAUAAGGAGGACCAAGCAGAUAUGGCACGCCGUCUAUCUCUUCUGAUCCCCCAGCUACUCAAGAAAUUCAGUGCCACACCCGAGGCAGCAGCCUUGUGCCUUCGAUUAGAGCGUGAGCUUAAUCUUGAUGUGUUCCAGGAAUUGCGACAGAACGCUGCUCUUGCUGCUCUCCUCGAUGACAUCAGCAAGCAGUUCCUGACGCACCACAAUGAGCGAGUUCUCAGCGAAGCGAUCGGAUCAAUACGACAUGCUCAAGGCAACGAUGAGCUGAAGGAUAUUGUGGCUUUGAAGGUUCAGGCUCUUUGGGACGACCUAAUACAUACAUUCGAUGCUCUUCGAAGCCGUAAAGAUCUGGCAAAGAGAGGCAACCUGGACCAGAACAUCUUAGUCGGAGUCUCGAAUGUUAUAUCGAAGAUGGCAUCGCUCUCCAAGGUCUCCAAUGCCUCAGUCCUAGACGACAUCACCGCGCCCGCGAAGUCGAAAGGGAAAGGCAAGAAAGCUGCACUUGACACACCUCCUAUUACCUCAGUACUGGACAUUCUGGAGCGUGGAAUAAUGACUGAAGAUCUCGAGGCAGAGGCUGAGGUGGCGGAGGACAUGCUUGUGCGUCAUGCCAUGUCUGUCAUGCUUGGUUACUUUGCAUGGAAGUGCCUUGACUUUGCUGGUCACGUUGAGGGCGGAACCAGUCUUCCUGAUGACGAGCUCACAUUGGUGAUUGAGCGCAGGGACGCAUGUGUGAUGACGCUAAUGCGGAUUAUGGAGAGUCGCAAGGGCGCAGACAAUGUGCGACUGGACGCUGCGAACCUCCUGCUCGACGUUUACUUCAUGUUUCACGCUCUCAAAGCAAAGAAGGGCCAGCUCGCCAAAACACCCAAGAAGCCACAGGCCCGCAGCCAUAGCGAUACUAGUGACGACUGGGAGGCUCUUUGUCAAGACAUUGACGGUAACACGACAAAGCUUAUCUUGCAGAUCCUGACUGCAUCGGAGAACAGCCUGGCCAAGCUGAGCAGCAAGAAGCUUGAAGAGCCUGACGUCGACGACGAUCCUAUUGAUCCGGACGACGAGCCUGAAAGCGACGAGGAGGAUGCUGAAGACGAGAGUGCGCAGCAAGACAAACAACGACGCACGGUUCUAGCGGAGCAAGCAUUAUGCACUAUAGGCGGCAACCUUGUCAAAGCUGUCCUAAUUGGUAUGCUGGGGUCCGAUGGAAAUGACGUCGUUCGCGUACGUCUUCAACGCAACAAGUUGAAGCUCACACCGCAGUGGAAGGAGUGUGUCAACCAGCUCGACGCCAUCAAGCUUUCACGAAAGGGUGCGAAGACAGGAGCCAAGCCUGUGAAAGAGACGGCCAAGUCUAGCAAGAGCAAAGAGAUUGUCGUUGAGGACGACAGCGACGAGGAAGAGCUUGAAGUGCAAGGUGACGAGAUUGAGGAUGAAGAAAUGGCAGAUGGGGACGAGGAGCAAGCGAAUGGUGUAGAAGAGGCUGUUGAGAAUGGAGACGUGGAAGACCCAGAAGAGGAGAGCGUUCUGGGCGACUGA